UUCUGGAAUUAUGAAACAGUCACCUGAUUGGCCAGUUUGACUCUGAUAGGCUUCCCUCUUCCUCCAAAUCAUGUGACACUGGCAACAGUGCUUUGUGGAGAUGAUUAUCUGGUUUGGCUACACUCUGUUGUGUGCUUUUUCUUUAUGCAAAACCCAUUUACAAAGAUAAUAAUUACACCUUUUCUCAGUAUUCAGUUAUAUAUUACUUAUUUCCAUUAUUAUCCAUGUGUUUAUUAUAUGUAACUGGCCAAUAACAGUUGCUGACACCUCAAACAACACAAAUUAUCUAACAUCUUUAUAUUAUGGAUAUAUUAUAUGAAUAUUUAAAAACUUUAUGAUUCAAGUGGGCAUUAGAUAUGCAGGUAUAUUAGAUGUGCUGAUUCACUUAAACCUCUGCCAGCGAAGCAUUUCUCUCCCUCUGUUCACAACACACACGCACAAUGACUUGCUUUGCUACCUGUAAAAACAAGAUAUGAGAUAAGUAGGACCUACUGGAAAUUAUUAACCUUUAGAUUAACAUAACAGCCUCCUCCUUGCAACAGGUCAGUGACAUUUGUUCUUGUUUUUUGUUAGUGCACAGCUUCUUUUCAAAUUUCUUUCUCCACUUUGCCUGCAAUUAGAUCAGAAGGUUCAGGCAACUUUUAGAUCAAAAGACACAGACAACAGACAAUAUCUUCUUUUCAACAACCAGGUUUGUAUUCCUCUACCCUCACCUUAAUCUCCAAAUGAUGUUCAGUCUGUAAAGGGAUUUUCUGGGAAAAGCCUGUUAGUUUACCAGACAGAUCCAAGGGUGGGAUUGGUAUGGACGGGAAAACUGCUUGCUCAUCCUUUAUCAGCAGGAGUGCGUGAGUCAGCGCUGCUCUGUUACACCCAGAAUUGUUGCAACACACACACACACUCACACUCACACACAGAAACACAGACGCACACACUCUCCCUCCUCUCACAUACUCACACACAGGCCAUAUGACUGAGUCAAGCUCAGUUUUUAGUUUGUAGCCGAGUUCAGAUAAGGCAUUCUGGGAAACACAGCCUGGUUGGACGGCAUUCCCUUUAGAAAUAACCAUGUCUGCUCAGCAGCUGGGACUUUCUUUGACACCGUGAGAAACUUGGAUACAACAGUUUGUAAGAUGUCCCUGAUGGCCAUGUCUGCCCCCCGGUCGUCUGUGUUUACAUUCGAGUCUACAUUGCAUUCCUGCCAUGUGCUGCGCUGCCUGGACGAGCAGCGUUGCCGGGAUGUGCUGUGUGAUGUUACGGUGGUGGUGCAGGGUCAGAGUUUCAGAGCACACAGCUCCGUACUCGCUUCCUGUAGCGAGUACUUCGCCCAGAGGAUCUCGUCUUCCCUCACACGGCACGGAGCCGUGAUAAUUCUGCCACAAGAGGUGACAGUUGCUGGCUUUGAACCAUUGCUGAAGUUUGCCUACACAUCCAAACUGCACCUUGGAAAAGACAAUGCCUUAGCAAUACGAAACUCAGCUUCCAUUCUCGGCUUCAGAGACCUAGACGAGGCCUGCUUUGAUUUCCUCCUCCCGAAGUUCCUCAACAAGGCCCAAAAAAAGAGAUGCAAGAGCCAAUUAUCAAAAGAAAAAUGUGGCACAGACACUGACGAUGUAUUCUUGGAUGAGAAAGAAGUAAAACCAGUGGCUGACUCACCACCUCCGCAGGAAGUGGCUUGGGACUGUAACAAAUCUGUGAAGAACAAAAUGGGAAGUCAGAACAGCACAGACACUGUUACACCUGUAGCUGAAGGAACAAAGGAGCAUUUUGUGCAGUGUCCAAAAUAUCGAAAGUUCCAACUAGCUUGUGGGAAGGAAGCUUGUGUCCCAGAGAAAAAUCUAGCUGCUCCUGUAAAGGCAACCAGGGGUGACUCUGUCCUCUCCUGCUCCAGCAGGGCAAACAGUAAGAAUGAAACUGAAGUUGAGUACUCUGAAAUGUCAAAUGCCUGCAGACAGAGCAAAGGAGUGGCUGAUGACCCACAGAAAGCUGAAAUAUAUGUCAGGGAAACAGAGAAUUGUGUAGGCAGAAUGGAAGUUGAUACGGUUAAGAAAGACACAAACGAUAGACAGGGAAAAAGGGAUGAGAAGGUGAGAGAGAACGGUGCUGCAAAGAUGGAAGAAGAGAUGAAGCUCCCCAGUGGAAUCAGAUCUUCAGACAUAACCAGUGUGAAAGCAGUCUCCUCAGAACCAAGCGCAAGGCUUAGUGAGAUGUCAGCAGGGUUAAUAUUGCACCAUUGCCCUCGGAGGGCCUUAAAUGAGGGCCCAGCCAUCACUAGUUCACUGGAGCACGAGCGGUUUGCCGUGGACUUUAAAGAAGACAAGAAAGCAAAGGACCCUGAUUUGCCAGUCCCUUUUCACAGAGAGGCAGAGGAAGAGAAAGAACUUGGGGGUAAAGGGGCAAAUAAGGCCUGGCAAAGAGGGCAAAGAGGCCAAACAGGCACUAUGGAAGGAGCGACCCUGUCAUUAAAUACUACCAGAGAAAGUGAGGCAGUCGAGCAUAUGAACUUCCAGGAGUCCGAGGCAGGGUGUUCUGCUGAUACAGGGAGCAGAUGGACACAGAGCACAUCUUCAGAUUGGCUGAACCUCAGCUCCACAAAAACCAGCUGUCCCUUUUUGCAGGAUCUGGACCAAAGGAAAUGUUUACCGAGGCUGUCUGAGUGCGAAGGGGCAUCUCAGUCGGGUCUUUCCUCCCUAAACUCAGGGGAGGAUGGAGACUCAGGGACAGAAACUGAAGGAGACAGUGAGGCGUCCACCAGGGAGAGAGCGAGGCAGAUGCAGUUGCCCUAUUCUGUAGACUGGAUAGUGGAUCUGAGUCGAAAUGACUUCCAGCAGCUGCUGAAACAACAGGUCUUUACGCGCGAACAGCUGGACUUUGUUCAUGAUAUGAGGAGGCGCAGCAAAAACCGUCUCGCAGCUCAGCGAUGCCGCAAGAGAAAGCUGGACUGUAUAUAUAAUCUGCAGUGUGAAAUCAACAAGCUGAAGACAGAGAGGGAGAAGCUGAUCGUGGAGAAGAGCCAGCUGAGCCAGCUGAAGAUGAAAACAUGUCACAGUGUCUCUGCCUUGUGCCAGAAGGUCUGCAACGAAGCAAAUCUACAGCCAGAGCAGCUGCAGGUGUUAGCCAAAUACACCUCCCCAGACUGCCCUAUGUCCUCCCUCUUUUCUCACAUAGACACACUUCUUUCGCAGCAUGGGAUGCCACUCCAACCGCAGGGAUCGCUCUCGGCCUGUUCUGUGGACCUCGAUAAGUAUAUGGCAUCGGAGGAGGCUCCAUCCACCUCCGGCAGGAACACACUCACAGGACAACAUCCACUUUAGAUACACCUCCAGUACACAUGCUGCAUCAAAACCCACAGGAAGUUUGUGCCUGGGGUUAAGAUUUCGAACUGCACUGUAGCUCGUAUCGUACAGGAUUUCAGGACAUUAUGAUGUAGCCUGAGUACAGGCUGCAGUAUAAAGCAGUGACACAAGAUCUCAUCACCACACACCAAUGCAUUUACAAUGAGAAGGCCGUAAUCAGCAGAUGUUUUAAUUUGCUUGCUGCCUUUUCAAUUUAAGAUUUAUAGUGAGGGGUCGGAAAGGCAUUUCUGAUGUUCUAAACCAUUUAUUUUACUUUUGUCCUGAUUACAAAUCUUCCAUAGAGUUCUGCAGCAAAUGUUUUUAGCAUUACAAAUGGCUUAUUGCAGUUUAUCUAUUUUAGGGGGAAACAAAUCUGCACAUUUUGAGGUGUGUUGAGAAUGUUAUAAUUUUGACAAUGACAAAUUCAUAGGUUUGAAUCAAAGAGAACAAUGUUUUUUUUUAUAACUGUAACAUAUUUCACCGCUUGAUUACCUCAGGAUAACUAAAAAAAUAAUCCUUAUAUGUAUAUUAAUUGCUUUAGAAAGCAUUUUAUAUGGUUUGAUAUUGAACAAUUCUCAGGAAUCUGGAUCAAGCAUGUUCCUGUAAACAGGAAGAUUGAGCAUACAUUACCUCUUGCAGACAGUGUUUGUUCUGCCUCUCUCUAACAGAAUGCAACACACCACAGCAUUUUGCACCAAAACCACACAACUCAACAAAAAGACUUGACAAAGUGUGCCGUGUUUACCUUUUGGUUUAAUGGUUGGCUCUCCUUUGUUUCUUUUCUGACUGUCAUCGUGAUCUCUUCUCUUCAGCUGACCACAGUGACACAGCUCUUUUAAGCUGCACACACCUCGGAGUUUUGUUUUGACUCACUGAAACAGACCUCACAAAUUUACUUAGAUAUAUUAAAUAGUUCUGUCUAAAGAAACUGCACUUUAGCAAAGUUUUAAUCCAUGAAUAAAGUUCAAGUUUAGAAGAAAAGCUGUCUUUUAUGGAAAUAUUUGAGAAAUCCGGACUGCUGGACUUUUCUAACUUUUAUUGGAUGGAAAUGUUGCAUGCUGUCCACAAACUUGUUAUCUUAACCACCUUUAUCUAAAUUGCUUCUCAAGGACCAAGUAAACAAGUCCCUUUUGGAUGCAGUACAAGCAGAUUCAUGCUCAUAUUGUGUGCCUCCUGUACCUGUACCUGUUUUCUAUUUGCUUUGUGCAUUCCGAUCAUUGCUCUAUUUUUUUUUUUUUUUUGGAAAGUUUUAAGUUGACUUUUGCCUUUUUUUUUUUAUAAACUCUGCUUAUUGUAAAUAUUUGACACUCAGGACUCUUUACAGAAAACCAGCUUUGCAGCCCCUGAUCAACUUUUGCUGUAUUUUAUUUUCACUUAUUUAUGCAGGUGUUUUCAGUCAAUAUAAUCAUCCAAGUGCAGAUGGUCUUUCAAUAAUUUAUGUAAGUAUGAAAUGAUUUUAUAAUUUGGAUUUUAUGACAAAAUGCUCACCACAUUUUAUUUUUAAUGACACUGGCCUUUGAGGGUGUUGAGUUGUCUAGUGGUGGUUAAUGACAAAAGAAUGUUUGAUCUCCCACUAAGCUGACUGCAGGGUGCACAUAUUUGAUCUCACUGGUGCUUAUUGCCCUCUAGUGGCAGUGCAUGCACAGUCAGGCAACUGGCAGCAUGCUGUGUGCACUGAUGUGUACAAUACACAAAAAGCUUUUCUCCUAUGUUCAUUUAUUUUUAAUGCACAAAAAUGACUGUAUCUUCCUGCAAUCUUGUCCGAAAUGAUUCCUGCAAUUUCAGGCCAAAUGUGAUAAAUGUAACCAAACAAACAAAAAUGCUCCAGCCAGUAAAAUAUGUUUGUUUCCAACAUCCUCCACUUAUGAAGAUAUCCGUAAUGCAAUGCACUGUUGUUGAAAAACCAUCAGUAAUGUUAAUGAGAUGUAAAAUCUGGCAGUGUUCAGUGUGAGUGAUGAAUAGCCGAGCUCAUAAGGUCUUUGAGGACUCAUCUUUCAACCUGGACAGAUAAAUUAAUGAUUUAAUACUGCGCUUCAUAUGUCAUGUUUCUCCCUCCUGAAUCUUAGUCACUCACUCCCACUUAGUCUCACCUCUGUUCCCUGUUUAACGUACUUUCCCAAUUUCUCUUUGUUUUCACUUUUUUUUCAGCAAUCCUAACUCUCCCUCCAAUUUUCUCCUUUUGGAGGCUAUGUUAAUUAAAGGAGACUGUUAUUUCA
This is a messenger RNA of Amphiprion ocellaris (clown anemonefish), 5548 nucleotides long. RefSeq names its product BTB and CNC homology 1, basic leucine zipper transcription factor 1 b (gene bach1b). The record is from RefSeq and is a predicted model, not a curated record. Gene Ontology annotation, molecular function: DNA-binding transcription factor activity, RNA polymerase II-specific; RNA polymerase II cis-regulatory region sequence-specific DNA binding; protein binding. Lineage: Eukaryota; Metazoa; Chordata; Actinopteri; Pomacentridae. Gene Ontology annotation, biological process: regulation of transcription by RNA polymerase II. The transcript has 5 exons. The coding region runs from base 1131 to 3311 and encodes 726 amino acids.